AUGCCCCCCUACACAAUCCACCCCCUCCCCAAAUCCCACCCCAACCCCUCAACCUGGACCCGCAUCCUCGCCUCCCACAAGCACCUCCGCCUAACAUCUCUCCUGCUCUCCCCCUCCGCCUUCUCCUCCACCCACGCCCGCGAAGCAGCGUUCACACACGCGGAAUGGGACGCCAGGCUGCGUAAUCCGCUCGCUGUUACUUUCGUCGCUGUCUCUCCAUCGCCAUCGCCACUGGAUGGCCGCGAGGAUGUCGUUGAGGAUGAGGACCCAGUCGCAAGCGGAGAAAACUGGAUUGGCACGACAGUGCUUUACGGCCCCCUCGACGCCAGCACCACAUCAACAGAGGUUGCAGCAUCCACGCCAGUGACAUUCGAGAUCUUCGCGCUCUUCGUGGUUCCGGAGGCUAGGGGCAAGGGCGUAGGGAGGGGUCUUGUGGCUGCGGCGGUGGAGUGCGCGAAGGGCGUUGCGAGGGAGAGGGGGGUGGAGGGGUUCGUGAGGAUUGCGGCUGCGGGGGGGAAUGAGAGGGCGAUUGGGGUUUAUGAGGGGUUGGGGUUUCGUAGGGAGGAGGUGGAAGAGGGUGGGGAAGGGGAAGGGGAUGGGACUGUAAGGAUGGUUGUUGGGGUUUAG
Messenger RNA from Aaosphaeria arxii CBS 175.79, 627 nucleotides. RefSeq lists its product as uncharacterized. Gene Ontology annotation, molecular function: N-acetyltransferase activity. The record is from RefSeq and is a predicted model, not a curated record. Lineage: Eukaryota; Fungi; Ascomycota; Dothideomycetes; Pleosporales. Bases 1 to 627 code for a protein of 208 amino acids. The transcript has a single exon.